GCUCCACUGGCGCGUAAACUAGACUCCCCAUUCCACCAUUGCACGAGAAUUGAAGCUUCAAGCUUCCAUUUAAACCCGCGUCGAAGGUCUCAGGUGGACAAAAGCUCCUCUACUGUCCUGAUUCGUUAAACAGCGAGAACAAUAGAAUAACAGAGAAAGGAGAUUAAUGGGAGACAUGUACAAUGCGUGUUCGUCUCCUCCGACGGGAGGUGGUGAUCGCCGUUCAUCGGACGAUAUAUCGGUUUUCCUCCAUCAGAUUCUUCUCCAUUCUACUUCUGCUUCUUCGACUGGUUCGUCAUUUAUGACCAACACUGGCCCACAGUUGCAGUCAUUUGCGGCUCCUCUUUCUAUUCCGCGAGAGAGUCAUCCUCAUCGUUUAUGCGAAUCAACUCUCGUGAAAGACGGAAUCUCCGGUCUGGAUUCUGGUGAAGGAGUGAACGUUGGUUUUUUCCAGGGAAAUGUGAAAGGAAACGGGGCGAAUGCUUCGUCUUUGUCGAUUGGAGGAGCUAGUGAGAACGAGGCUGAUGACUACGACUGCGAAAGCGAGGAGGCUCUUGAAGCGUUGGCAGAGGAGGCGCAAGCAAAGCCUGCUCCUCCGCGUGGUUCAUCCAAGAGAAGCAGAGCAGCAGAAGUUCACAAUUUGUCUGAAAAGCGGAGGAGAAGCAGGAUAAAUGAGAAAAUGAAGGCGCUGCAAAACCUAAUUCCAAAUUCUAACAAGACUGAUAAGGCGUCAAUGCUUGAUGAAGCUAUUGAAUAUCUAAAGCAACUUCAGCUCCAAGUACAGAUGCUAUCAAUGAGAAAUGGAAUAAGUUUGCAUCCAAUGUGCUUGCCUGGAAUGCUGCAACCAGUCCAACUUUCUCAAUACAGCAGAGGAUUUGGCGAGGAAAAUGUGUCUCAGCAUAUGAAUAUAGCUGGCAGUCUUCCUUUGAACCAAGAAAACCCAGAACAAAUUAUCUUUGAUCUUCCAAACCAAUGUGCCAUCUCAAACCAGCUAUCAGUACCAAAUAUAAUAAAUUCAGAAACUUCAUUUGGCAUGGAAUCAUCAAUCAGAGCUCACUUUGGGCCUUUUCCGCUCCUCAGAUCUUCUGAGGAAAUUUGCAGGGAAGAUAUUUUGCCACACCAGCAACUUAAUGCAGAUCAUUUAGAAAGGAUUCCUUCAGAAGAAUUUGAAAUGGAAGCCAGGGCUGCAGCAUCACUUCCUUUUGUCACACAAUCAUCCAGUUUGAAAAACAGCAGCUCUUUAAGUGCAUCUAUGAUGGGAAGAGACCAGAAUGAAAGUUUAAUCCUAAAGAAUAUGGAAUAUACUCCUAUAAUUUCUCCAUAUUUGCAAAGGAUACAAACAGAAAGAAGUGCUUCAAGUGAUGAAAUUAAGAAGGAAAGACAGGAUAUUCGAACCAAAUAAUCCUAGAUUAACUAUCUGAAUUUGGUGUGGCUAAUGCAUGGCCCUCCAAUGUUUGUUAUCAAAUCUCCUUUGUCUCGAAUCCAAGAAAUAUACUUUUGUGGAUAAAUCCAGCUGUGGUUGAAGAAAACAAGUCUUCUAUGCUCCAGAUGAUGCAUGCAGGCAAGCAAACUAAUUGCUAUAUUUGUGAGAUUAGACCAAGUUGUUCAUAUAAAUAAACUCAAUAUCUGUGAAUUCUGACUAGGUAGGCGAACUAUUUUCCUGUCCAGUUGUAUUAUCUUGUUAUACUAGUCAUCAAUUACACACUGGUCUACAAAUUCUUGGCAAAGCAAACUGGAAUUCUAAUGGAGCAGAAAGUGAAAAGAAAUUGCUUGUGAUC
Molecule: messenger RNA, 1778 nt
Organism: Manihot esculenta (cassava)
Lineage: Eukaryota; Viridiplantae; Streptophyta; Magnoliopsida; Malpighiales; Euphorbiaceae
Product: transcription factor SPATULA
Exons: 8
Coding region: 167-1402 (411 amino acids)
Cellular component (GO): nucleus
Molecular function (GO): protein dimerization activity
Source: RefSeq, a predicted model, not a curated record